Cladophialophora immunda is the source of this 711-nucleotide messenger RNA. RefSeq lists its product as uncharacterized. The coding region runs from base 83 to 508 and encodes 141 amino acids. The transcript is spliced from 3 exons. Lineage: Eukaryota; Fungi; Ascomycota; Eurotiomycetes; Chaetothyriales; Herpotrichiellaceae. Gene Ontology annotation, cellular component: membrane. The record is from RefSeq and is a predicted model, not a curated record.
UCCAUAAGACCAGGAAACUACCCUUCAAGUAUCUCAUUCGCGCCUUGUCAGAAAACAUCAUAUCAAGACAACAACAGACACAAUGUCCUUCAAGGUUUUGGCCGAACAAGCGAGCCGCCUGGGCUUCAAAGUGGGUAAUUUGGCGGCUGAAACGAUUAAAGAGCAUGGGCCCAAAGCUGCAGCAGCAGCCGCUGCGUGGACGGCCCAAAACCCUGGAUUGGCUACCUGCGGAACGGUUGGUGUUGUUCUUGUCGCCGCACCUGGCCUUGUUGUUGCACCGGUGCUCUCUGUUGUAGGGUUUGGAGCUGGUGGUGUUGGAGCAGGGACCCUCGCUGCUGGGAUUCAUGGCGGAAUUGGAAACGUUGCAGCUGGUAGUACUUUCGCGGUUGCCCAAAGUGCAGGUGCUGCGGGCGCAGGCCUGGCGGUAAUCAACGGAGUGGUCCAGGGCGCAGGAGUUGCUAUGACCGCUGGCAGUGGAGUAGCCGCGUGGGUCAAAUCGAAGUUCUGAGCCUGGCAUGGUCUUUCGCGAGCCUCGAGUUGCCUCGGACGCGGAUAUGGACUAGGACAUGAGGUUAGACGUCUACGAAAAGACAGGUUUCAACGGGAUACCGGCGUGCAGGGGCGAUGAUGGCAGCGUCGAAGAUUAACGCAGCUAGCCAGGUUUCCUAACGGAAGCACUAGAGUCUUAUUGAACCGUCUGUCAAGAAUUGG